AUGACUUAUCAGGUGAUCUCUACAUUACCACUUUUAGGUGUUGAACGAUAUUGCUGUUUAGAUGGUGGCUGGUCGACUAUUGCACAUGCUGCUCAUAUGAGUGGAAAUUAUUCGAUAUUGAUCCGCAAUGCUUCAACUGCUCUCCAAUGUCUUUUAAAACGUCAUUCUCGCAUGCGCACACGUCUUCGAGUAGAUAGUAAUCAGUAUUUUCUCGAUAAUCUUCAAUACAACAGUGAACAGUUAUCAAGCGAUUUAUUUUUCUCAGCUAUUGAAAUAAGCAACGAGUCGUGGCAAGAAAUUGUUGAACGUCGAUGUAAUCAAGAUCCAUAUUCAAAUAAUGGGACGGUUAUUUUUCCAAUGUUUCAUUUUAUGCUUUUAUACUAUUCACAACAAUCGGAUGAUCAACUAUUUCAUUUAGUUCUCUUUCAAAAUCAUUGUGUCUCAGAUGGUAUAAGUGGAUUUAUUCUUAUUAAUGAGUUUUUGACUUUGGCAACUACUUCGAAUUCUCUUGAAAUAUCAGAGCCACUCAAUACAGAAAUACUUCCAUUACUUGGCUAA
This is a messenger RNA of Adineta steineri, 558 nucleotides long. NCBI's taxonomy places the organism in Eukaryota, Metazoa, Rotifera, Eurotatoria, Adinetida, Adinetidae. The record is from the annotation of a GenBank genome assembly.